AUGGACGAGGAGGACUUUGGAGAAGUCCCAGACUUCAGUCAACUCCUUGAGCCCGACGCACCACCCCAACCUGCGCCGCAAUCCCCCCAUCCGCAGCCUCCUGCCCCGUCAAAGAUUAUUCAACCAACGCCACAAAUCCUCCCCAAUCGCAGCGCGCGGUCCGCUAUCCUCGUCUCAGCACGACAGAAGGGCAAUCCUAUAUUAAAUCAUGUUCGGCUCUUGCCUUGGGAGUAUGCCGACAUACCGGCUGAUUAUAUACUUGGAGCGACAACUUGCGCCCUUUUUCUCUCCCUAAAAUAUCAUCGCCUACACCCGGAAUAUGUGUAUUCGCGUAUAAAAUUACUGGGCGGAAAGUAUACUCUGCGUAUUCUUCUGGUAAUGGUAGAUAUACCAAACCAUGAAGACAGUCUGAAAGAGUUAUCUAAAACGUCUAUCGUGAAUAAUCUGACUCUGAUUUUAUGUUGGUCUGCAGCGGAAGCCGGACACUACCUGGAACUGUUCAAAUCAUCCGAAAACGCCCCACCAACUGCGAUUCGAUCUCAACAGCCACGGUCUUAUAAAGAUAGCUUAGUGGAAUUUAUUACAACACCAAGGAGUAUUAACAAAUCGGAUGCUGCCAGCUUGAUCUCCACGUUUGGUAGUUUGCAAGCAGCUAUCGACGCACAGCCAGAACAAAUUAGUACUGUUCCCGGAUGGGGAGAGAGAAAAGUCAGCCAGUGGACCAACGCUGUGAAGGAAGAGUUCAAAACUCGAGCUGCUCAAGCAACUAUUGCUUCCGAGAAGAACAAUGGCAUAGCGCGCUCGGCGAGUGUAGUUUGCCCAGGUGCAGAUGAAGAAUACCUAGAUGGUAUCUUUAGGGAAGCAGUUGAAGAAGAGGAGCGUCUUCUUUCUGGACAAGUCCUGGCCGGUAGCACCUUUGAAAAAUCUAGGUCACGGGAAUCGGACAAGCGAUCAUUUUUAGGUCACAACAUUCAAAAUGUGGGAGAAGUAAGCUCCAAAAGCAAGGCUGAAGGGGAAAAUGAGGGCAUCAUGACAGCUCUAGCCAAACUGAGAGAAGAAAAAGGCUGA
Molecule: messenger RNA, 1068 nt
Organism: Ophidiomyces ophidiicola
Lineage: Eukaryota; Fungi; Ascomycota; Eurotiomycetes; Onygenales; Onygenaceae
Gene: RAD10
Product: ssDNA endonuclease and repair protein rad10
Exons: 1
Coding region: 1-1068 (355 amino acids)
Biological process (GO): meiotic mismatch repair; UV-damage excision repair; mitotic recombination
Cellular component (GO): nucleotide-excision repair factor 1 complex; nucleus; ERCC4-ERCC1 complex
Molecular function (GO): damaged DNA binding; single-stranded DNA binding
Source: RefSeq, a predicted model, not a curated record